This is a messenger RNA of Kluyveromyces marxianus DMKU3-1042, 3288 nucleotides long. It is a transcript of the gene LOS1, whose product is annotated as Ran GTPase-binding protein LOS1. The record is from RefSeq and is a predicted model, not a curated record. The transcript has a single exon. Gene Ontology annotation, biological process: tRNA re-export from nucleus. The coding region runs from base 1 to 3288 and encodes 1095 amino acids. Lineage: Eukaryota; Fungi; Ascomycota; Saccharomycetes; Saccharomycetales; Saccharomycetaceae. Gene Ontology annotation, molecular function: tRNA binding; small GTPase binding. Gene Ontology annotation, cellular component: cytoplasm; nuclear pore; nuclear matrix.
AUGUCUCAGAUUCAGCAGGCGGUGGACAUAGCUAACUCCUCCAGUGCUUCAGGGGAGUUAAAGAAGCAGGCGCUUGAUUUUUUGCAUCAGCUGAAAAGUUCAGGAGAAGCAGUGAAUGUUUUUUCGCAAUAUUUGCAUGAUUCUAGCGCGAGCGAUGUUGGACGAUUUUUUGCGUUGCAGGUUUUGAGCGAGCAGGCGCAGGCAGCAUCAGCUGGGGCGAACCAAGAGACGUUGUUUGCAUUGAGACAAACGGGGUUGGAGUUUCUGCGAAAACAGCUUGAGGCUGGGGCCGGUGACGGCAAUAGUAGCAUAAACAGUAGUAACAAUAACAAUAAUAGUAGUAAUAAUAAUAGCAUCAACAACAACAACAGCAUUAACGGCUCAGAAAAUGGGACCAACAGUAGUAAUAGUACAGCAGCGGCUGGGCAAAAAGCAGCUGCGCCAGAGUUCAUUCGUAAUAAGGUGGCAGAAUUAUUUGCACAUUUGUUUUACAACAUGUACGGAGAGGUUAAUAACAAUUUGUGGUCUACGUUCUUUGGAGAUUUGGUUCAGCUUACUGGGAUAGCUCCUUUGCGCGAGUGCAAGAGUGCGGAUGGAGGAGUGAGUUUCAACGCUUUGGGAUUGGACUAUUUCUUGAGAAUAUGCGCAUCUAUCAAUACGGAGAUUGGUGACCAAGCAUUUGUCAGGUCCAAGGAGAUGCAAGCCAAGAACAAUGACUUGAAGGACUACAUGCGUAUUCAGGACGUCGAGUGCCUAACUAACAUCUGGUUUGGGGCGCUUCUCAGCUGCCAGAAGUUUCCUGUGCUUGCGUCUUUGGUGCUUCAGUGUGUCGGGUCGUACAUUUCUUGGAUCGACAUCAACUUAAUCGUGCAACCGCAAUACAUCACUACCAUUUACGAGUACUUGCAAUUCCCACACACAAAAUUGGCAUGUGGCCAGUGUCUUUGCGAAAUUAUAUCGAAGAAGAUGAAGCCCGCAGACAAGUUGCAGUUGUUGAGCAUGCUCAACCUUACGGACCGUGUUCUAGCCACAGAAAACGACGAUGACCUGGAGUUGUACGAGCAAAUGGCGAAAUUGACCAACUGUGUGGCCUUGGAGUUUUCUAUGAUUAUAGAUCAAUGUACUGAUUCCCAGGAGUUGCAGUCGGUUUCUUCUGCUGCAGAUGAACAAAUCAUCAACGUCAUGGCACCAUUAUUGUUGAAGUUCAUGGCCCAUCAAUACGACUCUGUCACUCAACAAUGCUUCCCCUUCGUGACCCACUACUUGGCUGUAAUGAAAAAGCUAUUUUCAGUGGGUGGGAAACCUGGCAGUGCAGUAGCUGUGAAUUCGAAAAGGAUUCCAAUUGACCCUGCACAUCUGAACUUUCUCAAAUCUUUAGGAACAGUUUGCAUUAUGAAAAUGAAGAUCGACGAGUCCUGCGAUGUCACGGAUGAUUCAGAGGAGAUUGACGAGUUUGUUGGGAACGUACGUUCAAAAUUGAAAGUUUUCCAAGACACAAUCGCCGUUAUCAACCCGGAAGUCUAUUUUGAGAUCAUAUCGAUGAACAUUGAGCAGUCCAUCACUGAGCAACAGGACUGGAGGGUGUUGGAGCUGGCAAUUUACCAACUUCAUAACUUCGCUGAGUCUAUUAGGAAUAACCUUUUCGGUGUCAACAAGACCGAUAUUGCCACUUCGAAACCGGCCCAGGUCAUGGAAAAAUACAUGAACACCCUUUUGAACCACCCAACGCUAUUCCAGAUGAACAAUCCAUUGAUUCAGAUUUCGUUUUUUGAACUCAUCGUUAGGCAUAACAAUUUCAUUCAGAUAGACAACAAAGACUUGACAUUGCUCAACAUCUUUUGCACGCCAUUCAGUAUGUUCAGCGGAAACGAGCGCGUCAGACUGAGAACAUGGUAUUUAUUCACUAGACUUAUCAAGACCAGCAAGCCAAAAUUAACGACUGAAGUGCUCUCCUUGCUGCUAUCCAAGAUCUCACCUCUUCUAUCUAUCAAAAUUAGCCCAGUAGCUGAAGAGCUGGAUACUACUUUUGAUAGUCAAUUAUACCUGUUUGAGGGUGUAGGUGUUCUCAUUGGGGCCAACAGCAGUGCCGAAUACGACAUACUGGACGCUGUCUUGACACCCUUAUUUUCGGAUCUUGAACAAUGCAUAUCAGCGCAAGUGAAGAGUCCUCAAGUAGUGUUACAGACCCAUCACAUACUGAUGGCAAUUGGUACCUUAGCACGCGGUGUACAUAGUGGACUAGUCCCAGACAACCAAGUCAACAACGCGAAGGUAAGCGAAAAGGUUAUUGUUAAGAGUUUAAUCGAAAAGUUCAGCAAUAUUGCAGAGGUGAUAUUGGUGACAUUUUCGUACUUCAACAAAUUUGAAGCGAUCAGAGACGCGGCAAGGUUCUCCUUUGCAAGACUAAUACCCAUUUUGAACAACCAGAUAAUUCCAUUUGCAAGCCGUUUAAUAUCUAUCUUCUUGAAUUCAGAUCUUAAGACGUUGGAAAUGAGUGAUUUCUUGGGGUUCUUGGGUCAAAUGGUACACAUGUUCAAGGAUGACGAUAACUGCUACCAGCUCUUCAACAACUUGUUCACCCCUGUGGUGAGCAAAGUGUUCACGUUAGAGACGCAGUUGGAGCAAGAGUCCUCGACGCCUCCAGAAACCAAACCUUCCAAUGGCAAAAGCGUCAUCGUCACUGACUCGUUCAGAGACAAAAUCAACUUGAAGAAGGCGUACUACAGUUUCUUGAUGGCAAUGGUCUCCAACCACUGCACGUCGCUUCUAUUGACCGAGAGCAACAAAAAUAUACUACCAAACGUCCUCAACGAUCUCCUAACAUACACUCCAGAAGAAAUACACGAAACCUCCACAAUGAGACUCUGUCUAAACGUAUUGGUGAACUUCGUCAAGUUCUUCGGCACAGGCGUAUGCAAGGACGAACAAGACAGAAACGCAAUCAACAUCUCCAAGCUGGACGGACUAAACGAGUUCUUCAUCACAAAAUGCAUCCCACUGCUUUUCGAAAUUCCAUUCAAACCGGAAUACGCCUUCAACAUCCAAGACGGUGGCGGAAGAGUCAUUGCAUGCGACCUAUCUCAACUACUCAAAACACUAUACAUGAUUAAUUACAACCGUGACGCUCCAAACGACAACCCAUGCAUCAGAUACUUGACCGAAGUCUACUUCCCACAAAUCCAGUUCCCACAGGCAUUGAUCACAGAAUUCAUCGAUGUCCUCGAAGAUCUGGACUACAAGAACUUUGAAAAGUACUUUGUUCAAUUCAUCUCAAACAUGAAGCACUAG